Messenger RNA from Umbelopsis ramanniana AG, 922 nucleotides. RefSeq lists its product as uncharacterized. The transcript has a single exon. The record is from RefSeq and is a predicted model, not a curated record. NCBI's taxonomy places the organism in Eukaryota, Fungi, Mucoromycota, Umbelopsidomycetes, Umbelopsidales, Umbelopsidaceae. The coding region runs from base 6 to 722 and encodes 238 amino acids.
ACCCAAUGAUUGGGAUGUCUUCAGAACCUGCUUUUGAAGCCACGUUAUUAACGACAGAGCCUAUGAUGGAUUACGCGUCCACUCCUACUAUGAAUCCGAUUGCUAUUCACUCUACUAUGGCGCCCGCUACUGCUAUUACUGCCCCCGUAGUACCCUCCAUGUCUUCGGCCAUCAUGCAAUCAGGGGCCUAUGAAUACUCAAUGCAUAGUCCUACAGGCAUCAUGUACAAUUCACUCUCGCAGCAUCCUGGCAUGGUCAACCCCGCUCAAAUGGCCGCUGCUGUUGCUGCCGCUGCUGCCGCUGCAGUUGUUCAGCCCCACAUGUAUACACCAGUGAUUGCAAGCGAUCACCAUAGCUUUUCCAAUCAUCUUCCACACGUUGCUGGUCAACAACAUCAACAAGCUGAAGCUGUCCUUGCUUCGUCAAGUCAUACAUUAAUGAACCCAUUGUCAUCUAUUCAAGAGCCUGAAAUUAUUCAUGCUCAGACAACGCUGAAUGAAGCUGCCAAUGUACUACAACGCCAACAACAACUAUUGCAGGAUUGUGUACAAGCAGCUGUAAAUAAUGCUGUACCUGAUCAGUAUGUCACGUCCUGCUUGGCCGAACACCAACAACGGAUGAACCAUACGAUUGUUGCCAACAGCUCAUUAAUAUCCAUGCUGGAGAGGAGACGAAGUCACCAUGACAUGAUGGUAAUGCCUGCCUUCUCAUGUUUAGAAUAGAAAGAAAAAAAAAUUAAUGGAUUUGUCCUUACUAAUAUGUCAUUUUACACUCGGCUUUUUCUAAAACAGCUUCCGCACGCUAAUCCCUCCUCUCCUCCACCUCAACCAAAGGUGGCAUCCCAUAAGCCAGGAAUGCCUCGUCGUCAUACUGUAUCCACACCGUAUCAUCAACGAGUCACUGCUGCCUAUCAAAUCAGCCG